AUGUCUGACAGCGCUGUUGGCCCAAACGGCAAGCUGAAGGAUGCGUCCGAAAUCGUAUGGUACAACGAUGCGGAUGACGAUCAGCCUAUCCCCUCCUCAUCUACGAUCAAGUCUCCACUGCACCCAUUCUUCGCUGGUGCUGCUCCCCCUGCAGCUGUCAUAGCUGGUGCCCGUCGUUCUAAUCGAGCACCUCGCCCUUCAAUGAGGAUACUUGAUCCCGACAACGUUGCAUCAUCCAGUACUGCCCAAGGUAAACGAAAAGCUGCCGACGAUCUUACCAGACGACGGGUCGCACGGAUGAUUAUUGCAAGCCCUACCACCUCCAGUCAUGAUGGAGAAUCCGACGGUGAUGUAGAUAUUGGUGGUACUGAUCUCGAUGCAGUAGGUGGUGACACCGAAGCCGAGGAUGACGUGGAGUGUGCAUAUGCAUCGACAAAAUCGAUGGGAGAUGCAGACCGUAAGGGUUUGACUUGCCGUCCUAAGGCUGAACGAACCGCAGAUGUUCGUACCAUUUUCAUCAAGAAAGAUGAUUAUGUAGACCCACAUACUGGGCUUGUCGAGUCAGGACACGUGUGCACAGUCUGCCAAAAGAAUGGUGUUGCCACUAGACAAUGCUUCUUCAAGGGUAGCAUGUCAACCCUCCAAUACAGGCAUCCCGACCAUAUCAAGGUUUAUCAAGAACAUUGCAAGAAAUUAGACAUUCCCUUGAACGAAAGGGCGUGUCCAAAGUCUGAUACGACUGAAACCCUCGACAGUCAACGAAGUCUUGAUGGGAUUGUAAUUCAUCAGCCACGCGCACCUGCAUUUACAACCAGCGGCCUUCUCGACUAUGUCGUGGAGUUGAUUGACAUUCUCAAGGUUGGUUGGUUUACCUGUGAUAAUGCAUCGAGCAACGACAUGUGCCUUGCCACCUUUGCAGAUAUUAUCAAUGCUGAUAAGGGUGCUGGUGCGAAGAUGUGGGAUCCUGUUCAAGAUGUAUGGAACAUACCAUUAACCUUGCUGCCGGAUGUUUCGUCACCACUGUCUCACCGACAUCAGCUCGCAAGCUUCUCAAAAAGAUAA
This is a messenger RNA of Suillus clintonianus, 1062 nucleotides long. RefSeq lists its product as uncharacterized. The record is from RefSeq and is a predicted model, not a curated record. The transcript is spliced from 8 exons. Bases 1 to 1062 code for a protein of 353 amino acids. Lineage: Eukaryota; Fungi; Basidiomycota; Agaricomycetes; Boletales; Suillaceae.